Nicotiana attenuata is the source of this 1998-nucleotide messenger RNA. RefSeq names its product flocculation protein FLO11-like. NCBI's taxonomy places the organism in Eukaryota, Viridiplantae, Streptophyta, Magnoliopsida, Solanales, Solanaceae. The coding region runs from base 259 to 1734 and encodes 491 amino acids. The record is from RefSeq and is a predicted model, not a curated record. The transcript has 3 exons.
AAUACUGUAUCUGGACUCUCGUGUGCUGUCAGAUUCAUUCUCUUUGAUUAAAUGGCUUGAACAGGUAGGAGCGUUGCCUCUUUUUGAAUAACCGCUCCUGCCUCUACUUUUGCUUUCUGCUCGUUACCAGUUGUAAUUCUUUGACCAAUCUAUAUGUCACGACACGUCAUCUUUGUAUCGUAUCUCUUUAAUAUGUAAAAUCAAUUUUUUCCAAUACACAACUCUUUCACUCUUUCACACACAGCAACAAAUGUCAGAAUGAUAAGAAGAAGACGAUCGACAAUAAGAAGACGAUCAUAUUCCUCGUCUUCUUCUUCUUCUUCUCCUCCUCCUUCUUCUUCUCCUUAUUCUUCUUGUUCACCAUAUUUCUUCUUGUCAAGUUUUAACCCUACCACUGCUUCUUCUGAUUCUUCAACGUUUGGAUAUUCUUCAGGGUCGGUCGCCGCCGGCGAUACUGUUCUCGGAGUCGGAUCGAGUUCUCCUUCAACUCCAGCAACUUCUACUAACACUUACACAUUUUUUACUGGUUCUCUUUCGCCUUUUGAGUCCUCUGCUCCAGUAACUGCUCCUUCAAACACCACAACAGCAAAGCCUACGAGUACAGAUAUUCCAACUAAUUCGUCGUCUUCGGUUUCAACAAAUAGUACAUUGACAGCCGCAACGUCGUCUUCACUACCACAAUCAAUCGUCUCUGUACCGGAUAUUGACCCUGCUAUUUGUUCCCCGGAGCGGAAUGAAGUUGCUGCAAUUUUGGCAAGCCAAUGUGAGAAGCUUCUGUCCUGCCAAGCUGCCAGGCGAGCUCAGCAGCAGGUCUUUGGAGCCACGUGGUCCGAAACACCAAGUUCAAGCAAGCCCGUCAAUGAUGAUACUCUUACACCUGCUGCUACUGCUGAACAGAAACAUGGGGAGUCCAAGCCGUGCAGUGUUCCUAUGACCAGCACCCCUUCAACCUCCACUCAUUCAGCUCCAUUGGACUCAAAGUCAGGCAGCUCAGUGCUCCGCAGCUCGCAGGCUGCUGAGGAGCAGCCUUCCUGUUCAUCGGUCGAUCUUCUGCACUCAACAAUCGGGAUGUGGGAACGGGUUGUCGCGGAUAAGAAGACAAAUCAAGAGGUCACUGAAGAGGGGCUUCGUCACUUCUACGAGGGCAUCAACUAUUUUUGUCUUCAGUCUGAACGCCUCCAAGUAGCAACUGCCAAGUAUAACGAGGCAGCAAAAGCGAGUGAUGACCUGGAAAAUGCGAUGGCUUCUUUGAAAGAUAAGUUGGCAGAAGCCGAUCGGAAGCUCGAGGACUCUCAGAAGGAGAAGGAGAGGCUUGGACAUGAGUUAGCUGGGGCUGCAAACACAAUCACUGCUCUAACUGGUGAGAAGGAAUCCCUUUUGCGGGUCCAGACGAUCCUUCACCAGAAGAUCGUCGAGCUGGAAAAGGAGUUGGAGGAGGUCGGUCCUGCUGCUAUCCGGAAAUACAAAGCUUCCUCUUUGUACAGACAGGAACUCAUGGAGUAUGCUGCUCCUUACAUGGGAAAAGGGGUGAAGCUGGCCAUAGAGAAAAUCAAGGCUAAAGACACUACUUUUGAUCCCAAAACCUACGGCCUGGAGAUAUACAUGCUUCCUCCAGAAGCUGAUGUCGAUGAAUUCUCGUCUGAGGAGGAAGGUGAUGAUGGUGCCGAGCAAGAGCACAAUGAGGUGAAUCCAAGUGCUCGUGCUCGAGAUUUAGCUGAAGGAGCAAGUUUAUAAGACUUUGAUCAUAGAUGUGUCGUUGGCAUAAGUGCCGAAUAGGCAAAAGUUCCCCCGAGCACAGCUUGAAGCUCUUUCUAUUUUACCUAUGCUUGCUUAUGCUAAUGCAACUUAGGUGGUUCCUCUGUCUCUGAACAAGUAUGUUUUGUGCUCCACUUGGAGGUGUUAAUAAAGUAUAUAUGAUUGAAUGUGCUAAGAUCAGAUCUCUGCAAUAUAUAAAGUGUUAUUUCAGGAUUGCUGGAAUUGUUAGAUAACUCAUUUUAG